Messenger RNA from Ostrea edulis (European flat oyster), 3115 nucleotides. Its product is annotated as WAS/WASL-interacting protein family member 3-like. Gene Ontology annotation, molecular function: actin binding. The coding region runs from base 1671 to 2087 and encodes 138 amino acids. Lineage: Eukaryota; Metazoa; Mollusca; Bivalvia; Ostreida; Ostreidae. The record is from RefSeq and is a predicted model, not a curated record. The transcript has 4 exons.
AUACAAUGGUGGGCUAUUGUGACUUUGACCUGGAAGUUUGACCUACUUUUGAUAAAAAUCUAACCUAAAUAAUAUGUCCUGAACUAUUUAAGAUAGAUCUUUCAUAUCUUGUAUAUAUGUUUCUUAUGGCAAGACUUUUCAUUUGAUAUCAUGAUCUUUUGACCCUUUGACCUUGAACUCUGAGUAUGACCUACUUUUAAGAAAACAUUACCUACAGAAUAUAUUAGGAACCGUUUUAGGUGGGGCGUUGAUAUUUUGUAUUACGGCAAGACCUUGUACACAAUGGUGUUUGAUCUUUUGGCCUUGUACUUUGGCCUACUUUUAGCUCACCAGAGCUGAAGGCUCAAGUGAGCUUUUCUGAUCAAUAUUUGUCCAUUGUCUGUCGUUGUUGUCGUUGUAAACUUUUCACAUUUUCAUCUUCUUCUCCAUAACCACUGAGGCAAUUUUAUCCAAACCUGGCACCAAGCAUCCUUGGGUGAAGGGUUUUCAAGUUUGUUCAAAUAAAGGGCAUGUCCUUCUACAAGGGGAGAUAAUAGCAAAAUAGUGAAAAUACAUAAACGACUUUUAAAAAUCUUCUCCAGAACCACUGGGCUAAUUUCAACCAAACUGGGCACAAAGUAUCCUUGGGUGAAGGGAAAUCAAGUUUGUUCCAAUGAAUGGCCGUGCCCUUUUCCAAGGAGAGAUGAAAAUACAUUGACGACUUUUAAAAAUCUUUGUCUCCAGAACCAAUGGGACAAUUUGAACUAAACUUAGCACAAAGCAUCCUUGCGUGAAGCGAAUUCAAGUUUGUUCAAAUGAAGAACCAUGCACCUUUCCAAGGAGAUAAAAUCACAAAAAUACAAAAAUAGGGUUGGGUCAUUGAAAAAUCUUCUCAAGAACCACUGGGCUAGAAAAGUUUAUAUUUGCAUGAAAGCUUUUCAACAUAGUGCAGAUUCAAGUUUGUUAAAAUCAUGACCCCCUGGGGUAGGUUGGAGCCUCAAUAGAGGAUCAAAGUUUUACAUACAAAUAUAUAGGGUAAAAUCUUCUCACAAACCAGUGGGCCUGUAAAGUACAAAUUUACAUGAAAGCUUCCUGACAUAGUGCAGAUUCAAGUUUAUUGUGUCCAAGGUGUGAAUACAGGUCCCACUGUUUCAUCUGUAUUAACUAAGGUUUAUCAUUGGUUGUGAAUUCAGAAAUAUUGUUAGUUGUAUUUUUCAUUUUUAUGCCCCCGCCACAAAGUAGUUGAGGCACAUAGUUUUACCUUUGUCUGGCCUUCUGCGACACCUAAUUGUCCAGACUUUUUUUCUAAACACCUUGAGAUAUUGAAUUGAUUUUUUGUAUGCAGGUGUAUAUUGAUGAGUUACAGAUCAAGUUUUAUUCCAGUUCAUUGAUUUUGUAUGGAGUAGUGCCUCUUUAACAUAGAAAAUUGUGCCAACACAUUAGUUGAUAUAAUGUUAUAUUGACUCUUGUGUUGUAUGUUGUAGGUGCUGAAUUCUAUAUUUGUGUUGUAGGUGCUGAAUUCUAUAUUUGUGUUGUAGGUGCUGAAAUAUAUAUUUGUGUUGUAGGUGCUGAAAUAUAUAUUUGUGUUGUAGGUGCUGAAUUCUAUUUUUGGUGUGGACACUGGAGGAAAAUACCCAUCAAUCAAACAGGUUUAUGAGCUGAGCUUUUUCCGGGAUAUAAACUUAGGAGAGAUGAGUAGAUUCAAUCCUGCAAAGAUUCAUUUAUCCAAAGACAUGAAAAAAGCCAUAAAAAUUGUGAACUCAGGCAAACCACAAAAAAAAAAAUUAAAGAGAACAACCUCCUCGGCCAGAAUGGAACGAACAGACUCACGAUCCAUGCUGCACAGUGGUGGAUCCAAACUUCCUUCUCCACCCCCUCCUGGUGGGCCCCCAGUGGGGAUCCCACCUCCACCAGCUCCUCCACCCCCCACCAGCCCAGGCGGGCCUCCACCAGCUCCACAAGCACCACCACCAGCACCACCCGCCCCACCACCUCCUUCAGUUUCCACUGGUGGUUCAAACGGGAGGGCAGCCCUGCUUGGUGAUAUUAGGACAGGGAUGAAACUGAAGAAAGCGGUAACCAACGACAGGAGUGCUCCUAAGGUGUGAGGUCAAGGUCGUGUGACAAAGGUCAACAACUCAAGGCCAAUCAGAUGUUAGUCAUCCAGUCUUCCCUAGUUACCUCUGUGUAUUUGGAGUAUUUUAUUAAGUCUCUUCUCUAACAUUGAUAUUGAGAGAAACAAUGAUGAGCAUGUGUAUAUUGUCUCAUUUCAUAAUUAUGACAUUGUAAAUUUCAGGGUCAUUAGCUAUUAAUUUAGAAACAAGAAAUACAUGUAAGUUAAAAACACUGAAGUUGGGGGACACAAUGUUCAUCUUUAUUCACACUGAGAUUAUAUCACGGCAGAUUUCUCUUAGACUUGGACAAAUAAUACAGUGGAUUUACUUUUAAGCAAUUUUCAACUUUUAGUGACUUUGUUGCACAUGUUGAAGCAAGAAUGCUAAUUCAUGGUUGUGUUAAAUUAUGAAAAUGUCAUAUAUAGAUGAAGUGCUUUAUCAUGAUAACACUGAAUAGUGCAUCAAAUUUUACUGCACCAAAUUUUAGAUAUACAAAUUAAGUUAAAAAUACAUACAGUGUUAUGAAUAUGUAUUAUACGUGUUUUAUAUGGUCAUACAACAUUGUGAUUUUAAUUGUUCUUAUUUAGCUCACCUGAGUGUUUUCUGAUUGAAAUCAUCCAUCUGUCUGUAAACUUUUAUGAAUCUACCAAACUUGAUAUAAAUUAAACCUUCUUGUGUUGAAGGAAUGCCUCUUUUCAAGGAAGAUAAUUUUUUUAAAAGAUGACGAAAAUGGAAUGAAGUGUUUAUAUAUAUCCUCAUUCUCAAGAACCAUUAAACCAGAAAAUCAAAAACUUGCAUUGAAAUUUCUUUUUAGAAUGAAGAUUCAAUUCUAUUCAAACCAUGAUCCUUGAAGCCAAGUUUCUAAAAUUGUUCAUAGGAAUAUAUAGGACAAGUCUUUUUUAAGAUAUUCUCCAGAACCAUCAGAGUGUGUACAUGUAAGCAUCCCUCUGUUGUGUAGAUUAAUGUAAGAAUCCCUCUGUUGUGUGGAUUAAUGUAAGCAUCCCUCUGUUGUGUAGAUUAAU